CUCUCUCACUCUCUCUCUCCUUUAAAACAAAAAAAAGAACAAAAAAAAAACAGUGUGGAACCCGUGUAACCCCACCUAUCACAGAACACAGCUAAUCAAACCCAUUAUAAAAUCCACACUCAUAUUCUCUCCCUUCCACAAAGCAAAAAUCAUAUUCCCUACUUUUGUUUGCAUCAUACACUGAAAACCGUCAAUUUUUUCUCCUUUAUAUUAUAUCCCCAUCUCAACCAACCAACGGUUACUUCCAUCUACAGUAACGGCUAGUUUCUGGUCUCUACCCCUCCCCCCCUCCAUAAUAAUCAUUAAUACUCCUACUAAAGGUUAAAGAUUAAAGAUACAUACAGUCUGUUGCGUUUAUAGAGAGAGAGAAGGAGAAAUAACUCUGAUUUAGAGAGAGAAAGAAGGAGAUGGAUUUCGCAUCUUUCUUGACGUCUCUGGCGACGUCGUUCAUACUAUUCGUGGUUCUGAUGCUGUUAUUCACAUGGCUGUCUAGGAAACCCGGUAACAAGGAGGUGUACUACCCGAACCGGAUACUUAGGGGGUUGGAUCCGUGGGAAGGCGGGUCGGGGAGGACCCGAAACCCGUUUUCUUGGAUCCGGGAGGCACUCUCUUCCUCCGAGCAUGACGUUAUUGCCAUGUCCGGUGUCGACACUGCUGUCUAUUUCGUCUUCCUCUCCACUGUGUUGGGGAUAUUGGUUUUAUCUGGGGUUGUGCUCCUACCAGUUCUUCUGCCAUUGGCUGCCACUGACAAUGUUAUGAAGUCAAGCAACGUCACAAGCAAGGGGACUUUCAAUGACCUUGACAAACUAUCCAUGGGACAUAUUGAAGAAAAGAGUCUGAGGUUGUGGGCAUUCCUGAUAGCAGCCUACUGGGUUUCUUUUGUUGCGUAUUACCUGUUGUGGAAGGCAUACAACCAUGUUUCUGACCUGAGAGCUGCCGCUCUAAUGUCUCCUGAGGUGAGGCCUGAACAAUUUACUAUUCUUGUCCGAGACAUUCCUCCUCCACCUGAAGGUCAAACUAGAAAGGAACAGGUUGAUUCAUACUUCAAAGCAAUCUAUCCAGAUACAUAUUACAAAUCAAUGGUGGUCACAAACAACAAAAAGGUCAACAAGAUUUGGGAAGAUUUGGAGGGGUACAAAAAGAAGCUUGCACACGCUGAAGCUGUAUAUGCUGAGUCAAAGAAAACUGGGAAACCUGAAGGGACUAAACCAACAAAUAAAACUGGUUUCCUUGGUCUUCUUGGUGAAAAAGUAGAUUCCAUAGAGUACUACAAUCAGAAAAUCAACGAAUCGGUGUCAAAAUUAGAAGCUGAACAAAAGGUCACUCUUGGAGAGAAACAGCAAGCCUCAGCUUUGGUAUUCUUCACCAGCAGGGUAGCUGCAGCUUCUGCAGCUCAGAGUCCACAUGCCCGGCUGGUUGACACAUGGACGGUCAUGGAUGCUCCUGAGGCCCGCCAACUGAUAUGGCCUAAUCUUCCAAAAAACUUUUAUGAGCGACAGAUAAGACAGAUUUUGGUCUAUGUUAUUGUCGCAUUGACCAUCUUAUUUUACAUGAUUCCGAUCGGGCUUGUCUCUGCAGUCACAACACUUGCCAAUCUAAAGAAGAUCCUCCCAUUUAUAAAACCCAUUGUUAAUAUUGUUGCAAUUAAGACGGUUUUGGAAGCAUACUUGCCUCAGAUUGCACUCAUCAUCUUUCUGGCUUUGCUGCCAAAGUUUCUGUUGUUUCUAUCAAAGGAAGAAGGCAUUCCUUCGGAGAGUCAUGCGCAAAGGGCUGCCUCAGGAAAGUUCUUCUAUUUUUCGGUGUUUAAUGUUUUUAUUGGAGUUACAGUGGGUGGGACCUUGUUUGAUUCCUUAAAGGACAUCGAGAAGGAUCCAAACUCUGUUGUUGACAUACUAGCAACCAGCCUGCCAGCAAAUGCAACUUUCUUCCUGACCUUUGUGGCCCUUAAGUUCUUUGUUGGCUACGGGCUGGAGCUAUCUCGAUUAGUUCCUUUGAUCAUUUACCAUUUGAAGAGGAAGUACCUUUGCAAAACUGAAGAUGAGCUUAAAGCAGCUUGGACUCCAGGGGAUCUCGGUUUGGCAACUAGGGUACCCAGCGAUCUGCUGGUCAUCACCGUUGUCCUCUGCUACUCUAUCAUAGCUCCUAUCAUUAUUCCAUUUGGCGCGCUGUACUUUGCUAUUGGCUGGCUUGUUCUUCGGAAUCAGGCAAUUAAAGUGUAUGUUCCUUCGUAUGAGAGCUACGGGAAGAUGUGGCCCCACAUACACACUCGCCUCGUAGCUGCUUUGGUGUUGUUCCAAGUCACCAUGUUCGGAUACUUCGGAAUAAAGAAGUUUUACUACACUCCAUUAAUAAUUCCGCUUCCCAUACUGUCCUUGAUCUUUGCCUUCAUUUGUAGCAAGAAAUUCUACCGUUUCUUCCAAGCAACUGCUCUUGAAGUCGCUUGUCGCGAAUUGAAGGAAACUCCAAACAUGGAACAAGUCUUCAGGUCUUACAUUCCACCGAGCUUGAAUGCUGAGAAGGUUGAUGAAGAUCAGUUUGAAGAUGCGGCGUCUCAGGUUUCAAGGUCACAAUCCUUUGUCUGAAAUGUGAAUUUGUAUAUUUCCCUCUGGUUGUGUUUGGUAACUUUGUAGAAUCUGAACUUGGCCUGGUACAUUUAUAUUUGUUGGUAAUUAGCGUUAGGAAGUUACUUUCGUGUGCUUCUGCUGUAACUAUUUGUGUGUGAUUCUGGAAGACUUGAAAUCGUCUUCUGCCUGUUUUCUGUGCUAAAUUGAGUGGAUUGUUCUCAA
This is a messenger RNA of Rhododendron vialii, 2786 nucleotides long. Its product is annotated as CSC1-like protein ERD4. The transcript has 6 exons. The record is from RefSeq and is a predicted model, not a curated record. Gene Ontology annotation, cellular component: plasma membrane. Lineage: Eukaryota; Viridiplantae; Streptophyta; Magnoliopsida; Ericales; Ericaceae. The coding region runs from base 408 to 2582 and encodes 724 amino acids. Gene Ontology annotation, molecular function: calcium-activated cation channel activity.